CUAUAGCGAUCUAAAAUAAAUUUUUUUUUCGAACCACCCUAAUAUACAGGCCACCCUGUAUAUGUCACUAAUAAGCUCAGAGGUUGAAGCGACUAUGUUUUUAAAAAAAAACAACAUUGACAGUUCCAGCCUUCGCCUUCUACUUCUCCGCCUAUGUGGUUGGUUCGUUAACCUGACGUCAGCUGAUUGGAAAAUAUAAAUAACCACGGAUAAUAGAAUCACAGUAGUAUUAACAGCGUUCUUGAUUUAGUAUUUUCAAGUAAAUUGUCGUGAAAACAAGUCAGUUUGUGAAGUUUCUAACAAAAUGUCCGAACAACACUUCGAUGAGUACGAACACUAUAAUUUUGAACAUGAGAAGCAUAUGCCAAGCAGCCAUAGCGGCAAACAAAGGAGCAAGAAAGAAGCUAGUGAACACACCAACCAUUUCGACCCCUCUGGACAUUCUAGAAAAAUCGCCACCAAAUUCAUGAACUCAGAAGCCAACAAGAAGAAAUCAGCAGUGUGACAGUGCCGAAAAAAUAAUCAAUUGGACUUAUUUCUGGGUAAAAUCGAUUGCGGAUUCGAAAAUAACAUUGUAGAAUAAAAAAACUCUCUCUAUGAGACAAUAAAAACUCUUUUUAUAUGUGAUUGAUAGAUUGUUAAGGUAUUUAAAAAGGUUUUCUUUUACUUUUUUCAAUAAAUUGUAAUGAAAUCUA
Molecule: messenger RNA, 695 nt
Organism: Diabrotica virgifera virgifera (western corn rootworm)
Lineage: Eukaryota; Metazoa; Arthropoda; Insecta; Coleoptera; Chrysomelidae
Product: nuclear protein 1
Exons: 1
Coding region: 305-505 (66 amino acids)
Biological process (GO): negative regulation of cell cycle; regulation of transcription by RNA polymerase II; negative regulation of cell population proliferation
Cellular component (GO): nucleus
Source: RefSeq, a predicted model, not a curated record